Rotaria sordida is the source of this 486-nucleotide messenger RNA. Lineage: Eukaryota; Metazoa; Rotifera; Eurotatoria; Philodinida; Philodinidae. The record is from the annotation of a GenBank genome assembly.
AUGGAAAAUGAACAACCGAAGAAUCUCAUUGCUUUAUUAGUUUCAUCAUUGAAUGAAGAAGCUAAUGACGAUCAAGUUUUAUCUGGUCUAACACGUGCAGAGAUCUUCGAUGAAGUUUUGAUGAUGAUUAUGACUGGUUACGAAACGACAUCAACUGCUCUAUCAUGGUUCAUAUUUUUUGCAAGUAAAAAUCCUCAAAUACAACAAAGAAUGAAAGAAGAAUUGCGCAAACAUCAUCUUCUGAUGAUAGAUAAUCUCAAAUAUGUACCACCACUAACAGUAGACAAUUUAACUUCACUAACCUAUUGUGAAUGUGUGACAAAAGAGGUCUUACGUUUGGGUCCUGUCUUUGGAUUGACAUCCCGUAUAGCUACUUAUGAUACUAUCGUUGACGAUGUGAAGAUUCAUCGUGGUCAAACUAUUCUUAUUGCUUUGCAUAACAUAAAUACUGAUGCUCGGUAUUGGCAUCAUGGUGAUCCUCAAUAA